CAACAGUGUAUGCAGGCUGGUGGCGUCAGUACCGGGGCGCGCGCUGAUUGGUGCGUUUGGAACGGCUUAACUCCGCCCCUUGCGUUCAAGACAGCGAGGGUCAGACAGGCAGGAGUUGAGUCAGCGCGUGCUCAGGUCUCUUCAGUAGCGCAUCUCAGGUGAACCCAGUGAACGCAGCACACAGAGAGCGGUGCACAUUUAUAUUCAGUCUGACUCGGAAAGGAACGAGAGAGGAAUAAAAUCAGAUCUGCUUAAUAAUAAUAAUAAUAAUAAUAAUAAUAAUAAAAACCACAUUGUUGAUCGUUUUAAAAGGGAAUGCCAUCGAUCGAUAUGAAAGUGGAACUGGUGACGCUCAUCGCGUGCGACGUGGAUUCUGAGGUGUUCACGUCCGACAAAAUGCAGGAGCGUUUCGAGUCACUGUUUCGGAUCUACGACGAGCAAACAUCCUUCCAGAUGUUUAAGAGUUUCCGGAGAGUGCGGAUCAGCUUCAGCACGCCAGAGGCCGCUGCGCGUGCUCGCAUCGAGCUGCACGAGUCUGAAUUCAACGGCUCCAAACUCAAACUUUAUUUCGCACAGGUGCAGAACUCGGGUGAGGAUGUGGAUAAGGCAUAUCUGGCCCCACCCCAACCUGUGAAGCAGUUCCUCAUCUCUCCGCCCUCUUCCCCACCUGUGGGAUGGAGCCAAAGCGAAGAUGCCACCCCCGUCAUCAAUUAUGACCUUCUGUGUGCCGUGGCCAAACUGGGCCCAGGUGAGAAAUAUGAGCUGCACGCAGGUACGGAUUCCACUCCCAGCGUGGUCGUGCACGUCUGCGAGAGCGAGACGGAGGAGGACGACGAGGCCCGGCCCAAGAUGAAAAUCGUCCAGACACGACGUCCCGACAGCCCUCCGAAAGUCUACAACUAAACCUGCCUCUCUGCACGUUUCCUUUGUCUAAAUCUCUUUCUCUCUCUCUCUCUCAUAUGGAGGCAAAGACACCCUUCAUUUCAGCUCUAAUUUAAAAAAAAAAAAAAAAAAACACUUCUAAAAUCGAAAAGAAAUUUAGAGUGGAGAGCGUUUCUCGCUCGCGAUGGGAAAGGACCGAGUUAGUCUUGACUGGAAGAACUGACACAGACACGUCACUGUCUCACAGAAAAGCAAAGUUAGCAUGGAAGGGUGGGGGUGGGGUGGGUUGGAGGGUGGAUGGUUAAGAAACCUCCUGCAAUCAGAGCACUUUUCAUUCACACACUCAUGUAGUCUCAAAAUAGUAUAGCAUUAGAGGAUCAGUAGAUAUCUAAAUGUAUCUAAAUGUAGUAGUAGGUGCUGAAGUAGUGGUUUCAUAUCAGGCUUUAUUUCUAACAUUCAGUAACUGAUCAUGGAGGAGUAACACGAAGGGAAACUACGGUUUUCCUUUUUUGCAGAUUUUGACUCGUCACAUAUCAGGUGAUGUGUAGGGUUUAUACAGUCCACGUGAUCCAGAUGUGUGUGUGUGUUAGUGAUGCAUUAAGGUGCAGAGAGAAAGUGAGAAGUUAAUUGUACACACACCAACUGCUGGUUGUUGUCUUCUGAAAGGGUUGGAAUAUUUUUUUUUUUUUUUUUUACUUAUAAACUUGGAAAUGUUUGUUUACUAAACUAUAUGUGUGUUGUUGUGAUUAAUAUUGUUCUUAACAUGUAUUUGAUACCACAAGCAUUCUUUGCAUGUUAACUGCUAUAGCUGAACACAGAGUGUUUUAUACUGAACGACAGAAAUCAAACGAUCCUGACGUUAGCCUUCAAUACAUAUCCUGCUGCUGCUCGGGAGUCUAGAAGGCUGUAAAGGCAUUACGAUCGGAGCAUUUGUCUGUAUAUCUGUAGUUUAGUUGUUGUUUUAUUUUUGUUUUUGGGGUUUGUUUUUUUUUUUUUAGAGAUAGCAGCUUCCUGCUGUGAAUUACAGAGGAGGAAAUCGUUUAUGCAUUUUAAUUUUCAGUUCUUCGAGUCUAGUCUCAGCACGGUGCUUUCCGUCUGUUUCUGCUCAGCUUGCUUGGUGUUUUUGUGAAAUCAGAGAAUUAAACCCGUUGGGAUUUUGUCAUUUAUAAAGAAAAACGCAUGAACUCUCAACCGAUGAAAGUCGUCACAUGAAAUGCCUUUUAACUUAUGAAAUAAGGUGUCAUGUGAUUAACAUUUUGUGACGUAAAAAAGACCGGUGGAAAAGCAACGUGGAAAAGAAUUCGUUCGGUAUGGGAAAUGUCAUUUUGACUUACAGGUGCAUAGGACACAAUGGCUUGUUUAAAUCCUGUAAGAUAAUCCUACGAAGGGUUCACUUUGCUCAGCAUGUCCUCCAUUUGUGCUCUUGAGGCACACACACGUUUUACACGCCGCAGCCAGUUGCAACAGCAGAACGUACGCUCUUUCAUAUGAUAGUUUCAACAUAAACGGCUGCCAUGAAAAAAUAAUAAUAAUAAAUUAUAAUAAUAAUAAGCCUUACGUUGUACAUCUUAAACUUUCCAUCAACCCCCUAAAAGAUGCAACGUUCAUUAUAAAUAAAAUCCAAACUGGACAAUGUAAAAGAACACUUAUACGUUUUUGUUUUCUUUGCAUUUUAUUAGGAUGAUUUCUUCAUGUAAAUAGUUAUAUCACAUCACUCUUCAUGGACAACUCACGGAAAUAGGUUUCUGUAACAGGGUGUAUUUAAACGUAAAGGAUUAUAAUACAACAAAUUUGCUGGGGGGUUUUUUGUUGUUGUUUUUUUUAAAUAUAAAAUUCUUUUCCUUUGUCAUCAGACUGAGACAUUGGCAAGGUAAUACACACCACGAAAGAUUUUAAAAGGUAACCGUUAAACUAAUACUGUCUGAAAGGCACAUUGGAUUAGUAGACUAGUCAUUAGUUAUUUUUUCAUGGGUAUGAUUUGGUACUAAAAUGCUGUUAAAUGUGUGGCAUUAGAGCCCAAGCAGCAGAACAGAACAAGUGCAUACAGUAAUAAAAUACAAGAGAUGGAUCAAUCGAGUCACGGUGUUGUUGUAAGACACAAUCCAUUUGAUUUUCCUCAUUUAUCUAGGUAUAGUUAUAUUUUACUUGUGCUUGAAGUUGCACCACUAGUUACUGCAUAGCUUUAAUACCUUACCUGUCUGGUGUGGCUGCAAUUCUACACCCAUUGCUUCUACGCGCAAUGUAUGGUUUAGGACUGACUUGCAGUCAAGACUUGCAUUCAGCUGGUGCAGCUGUUGAGAAUUGAGUCCAGAAAUAUUAUUAUUAUUAUUAUUAUUAUUAUUAUUAUUAUGAAAUAAUCAUUGAUCUGUUUGGUUAUUUGCAUGAUUUGGUAAAUAUACGCGGACAGAAUGACUACCAAAACGCUGUUGUGAAUGUAAAUCAACCACAAAGAAAGUAGUAAGAAUAUGAAUACAGAUCAGACGCUCGUAUAUAUUUUGUACAGUGGUGAGAAAAUCUCUAAAUGAGGUUUGAUUCCUGGCGGAAAUAUGUUGAUUGCUUUGUAUAAUACUUUGUCAGUGUUGCUGUAAACAGCUUGGGCACAUGGUUGUCAUUUUUUUCUUUUUGUCUAUUGAGUCCUUUUGUAUGUCCUUUACUGCGUCACUCUUGCUGUCGUUUUUUAACACGACUCUAUGCCUAUUGUCUGGUUGUGCCGCUCUUCCUGUAGUCUUAUGUGCUGUCUAAAUUUACAAGCUUGCUUUGACUUGCUGGGACUGACAGAUGCUCAUUGAUUUCACUAUAAACUGGUCUAAAUAUUUUCAAAAGCCAAGUCAGGUGUUGGUGUUGUUUAGAGUCAUUUUUAUGGAUGAGGGAAACGAAUGCACGGCUUUUACUUUGUCCGUUCGUCCUGUUUGUACCGUUUUGUAAUGACUUAGUCAGCGAAGCAGGCAAGAGGACGAAUGACGAGAUAAAUAAAGAACAGGAUUAAUGUAACCGCCAGAUGAAAGGACACAUCUAACCAAGAUAGUUUGAAAACGACUAGCCAGAUACACAUCCAGGAUAAAUCCGGAGCCUGAGAGAACAAGCGGGAAAAGAGAAGGAAAAUAAACCCUUCUUCCAAAUUGUGUAUAAUAUGAUAUGCGAGAAAAUAAGGACUAUGGAUGCACAGUAAUCUCCACCCCAGGAAUUCAUAUAUUAUUUUAUUUCCUUUAGUUUCUGUUAAUGUCUGGAAUAUUUUGAACCCAGUCAGUGUUCAGGCAACUAAAACAUUUGAGUGACUGGGCAAGCACAGUGGACCUUCCAGGAAAUGGCUAGCUAGUAAAUGUGUAUCAUUUGUCCACCCCUGUGCAUCAGUAUUGUACAAUGCAGUCAACAUGUUUUUGGGAGUAAUCGGACCUCAGACCUUUCCCAUGAAAGAGAGGAAGGUGUCACUUUGAUCGCAGAAUCUUUCAAUGAUGAUGAUGAAGACCACCUUAAAUGUUAAAACGCACAUGAACAAAUUACAUAUUAACCACGUACUCUGUGGGAAGCCGAGGGAAGCGUUUCAACAUGACCACAUGCAAUUUCAAAUGUGUUGUGUAAAAAAGGAUGCUCUUAGCAUGCGAGAUAAUGUUUUAUCCAAUACGAGAAUUCAAACUGGAAAAAAAAAAAAAAAAAAAAAACGUAUCACAUGCACGUAAGGCAGAUCAACUGUGAUUGGUCGCCUGCAUCAGAAGUCUGUGCUUUGGCUGAUCGCUUCAUGUUGUCGUUUUUCUCUGUGUCAAACCAAUGAAGCCGAGCCUUUCCUGAGAAGCCAAACUUUUUCUUUUUUUCUUUUUUUUUUUUUUUAAAGAAAAGUGCAUGUUUAUGUGAAUCGGCUACCUCUGAGGGCUCGUGUCAUGAAAGCACUUUAUCACUGCUGAAGAUGUAUCUUUGAGCUACCAGCCUUUGAGCUGUACAUCAUUUUAAUUUUGUUUGUAGGGUUGUUUUCAGGUAGCCUUGUCACCAGCAGAAUACUGAUUUGAGUGUAUCACACCACUCAGUGUUGCUGUUUUACCUGCUUGUUUUGCCUAGGCAGAGUGAGGACUUUGUGUAUACAGAGAAACAAUGCGGUGUUGUUAAAACGUCUGGGGCGAGUGAGUGUGUGUGUGUGUGUGUGGCGGGCUGUUUGAUGUUUCAAGUGUACAUGUACACCUUAAAAAGAGACAGAGAGAACCAUAACAACAGAGCAUCUGACUUUUCCCGACGUAUCUGAUGCUCCGCAGGUGACUACGCUGAUGACAAUGAUGCUUGUUUUAGUUAGUUAGGUUUUUUUUGUUUUGUUUUGUUUUGUUUGUUUGUUUUGUUGGUUUUUUUUUAAACUUCUUGUGCGGCUUCACAUUUCUGUACUUUAAAAAUUCUACAUGUUGGACUUUGUAAUGUGAUGAACUCCGCAUUUUAGUUAUUUUAUUUUCUGGAAUUGCACAAAAUGUCAAUUCUGUCACUGUUGAAAUAUGAAUAUUGUCUUGUACCGUAGCUAGUACCUAAAGAAGAAAACAAAACGUAGCAUCGAAGCAAUAAUUUCCCUGUUGUUUAUCUGCGUCUCUUCUCCUAUAGGUGUUUCUUUGAUGAAUUGUAUCCCUAACUGUCUAAUUGCUUAUGUUUGUGUAGGUAUUAUUGUCAAUUGUUUCACACAGAUAUAUAUAUAUAUAUAUAAACAAUAAUUCCUAAAACAUUUUUGUUGUUUUUGUUUCUUUAUUUUAUUUGUUUCUUUAUUGUCCUUUUGUGUCUUUAACAUCUUGUCCCUGAACCCUGAACUUGUAAAAAAAAAAAAAAAAAAAAAAAAAAA
Molecule: messenger RNA, 5686 nt
Organism: Ictalurus furcatus (blue catfish)
Lineage: Eukaryota; Metazoa; Chordata; Actinopteri; Siluriformes; Ictaluridae
Product: calcipressin-3-like
Exons: 4
Coding region: 316-903 (195 amino acids)
Biological process (GO): calcium-mediated signaling
Cellular component (GO): cytoplasm; nucleus
Molecular function (GO): calcium-dependent protein serine/threonine phosphatase regulator activity; nucleic acid binding
Source: RefSeq, a predicted model, not a curated record